This is a messenger RNA of Alexandromys fortis (reed vole), 6968 nucleotides long. RefSeq names its product immunity related GTPase Q (gene Irgq). Gene Ontology annotation, molecular function: GTP binding. Bases 1035 to 2798 code for a protein of 587 amino acids. The transcript is spliced from 3 exons. The record is from RefSeq and is a predicted model, not a curated record. NCBI's taxonomy places the organism in Eukaryota, Metazoa, Chordata, Mammalia, Rodentia, Cricetidae.
ACCGGCCACAGAGGGCCCGUUAAUUUUUUUUUUUUUACAGUCAUUGAACUCUGAUGACACUCACUAGAAAAGCUUCACCCGUCUCAUACGAGAGACUCCUCAGGUUUUUGACACUUCGAUCUUCAAGUCCCUGUGACCUCUGAUCUUCACCAAAACAAAUCCUUGACAAGAUGGAACCCUUGACCUUUCAUACCAGCGUUGUCCUAGUUUCUCACGAGGGUCCAGACAAGUAGUGGCACUCACACUUUAGCCCGCCUCUUCCCAAGAGACACCCUUCUCUGACAUCUGUGAGUCCUGUCUCACCCAGACCCACCGCCGCCCUCGCUUGCUUCUAGCUCAUUUUUGGACCGCGCUGCUCCCAAGCUCGCUGCGCCCUCUAGCUUUCCUCCUCAUAGCACGAGGACUGUCCCUUAACUGCGCCUGAUAGUCGAUCGCCACAGCGCGGCUACCGGAGGAGAGCGGGAUAGACUCUUUCCAGUCUACAGACUCUAGUGAUCUCCGGGUCUGUUGCCCCCACCCGUGUCGCCCAGCCAGGUUCAAGGUUGUAUUUCGGCAUUAGCACAGCCAGUCAGCCAGAUCCUGGGAAUAGCAGGUGGAGAGGUCCUUCGCUGUACUUGGGAGCGUGAUGAUGACGUUCGUAGUGUGUUCCGUACAACUCGAAGCUUACUGCUCGGACUGUUCUCUUUGCCGUACAAGCCUAUACUCACUGCGCAGGCGUUUUGGUUGCUGGUCGUGGUAGGGCACCACCCGCUAAGCUUUCUGCGCACGCGCUCCGACUACAUUGUUCCAGUGCCCAAACAGCCUUAGCUAGGAAGAGAGUGCGUUCCGAGUGCUGAGUGCUGCCAAGAACUUGUCUCUCCGCAGCGGCGUUCCAAGACACACCCGGUCUUGGAAGGAAUGACGUCAAGAUAGGGCCACCCGAAGGCGUCCGAACGUCUCUGAAUCCUGACGCUCCGACCCCUUCAGCCUCCAUCAGCUCGUCUUAAGGGGCGGGGCUCCCUCUGUUCUCCCGGCGCGUCUACUCUUUGCUCGCAAUGCCUCUGCCGCAGGGUGACGUGACUGCCUUAUUCCUGGGGCCUCCGGGCUCGGGAAAGUCCGCGCUGAUCUCCGCGUUAUGUGGCAAGAAUGUGGAAACGGUAGAGAUUCCUGAAGGACGACCGGAUUCUGGAGUCCCCGUUCUGAGAGCUGCGGCCCCAGGCCUCUUCCUAGGCGAGCUGAGCUGCCCACCCGCAGCUCCAGGACCCUGGGCGGCGGAGGCCAACUUGCUGGUAUUGGUUCUACCAGGAUCUGAGGGGACUGAGGAGCUCUUGACCCCAGCUCUGGGAGAGGCAGCGCGGGCCGCCCUGGCCCGAGGGACCCCGCUGCUAGCUGUACGGAAUCUCCGUCCUGGAGAUUCCCAGAAUGAAGCUCAGGCCCGGGAUCAAACUGCGGCCAUGCUGAACAGUGCUGGGUUAGGAGCUGCUCCUCUCUUUGUGCUACCGGCCGAUUGCAGCAGCAGUGACCGCUGCGAAGAGCUGGAGCGCCUGCAGGUGGUGCUGCGGACCCAGGCGGAGGCGCUGCAGAGGCUCCUGCCACCUGCUCAGGAUGGCUUCGAGGUGCUGGGCGCAGCAGAGCUGGAAGCUGUGCGCGAGGCCUUCGAGACCGGUGGCCUAGAGGCGGCACUGUCGUGGGUGCGCGCUGGCCUUGAGCGCCUGGGCAGCGCGCGACUGGAUCUGGCGGUGGCCGGCGCUGCCAAUGUAGGACUUGUGCUGGACAUGCUACUGGGCCUGGAUCCUGGCGACCCAGGUGCUGCGCCUGCCUCGGAGCCCACUGGACCCACCCCUUAUCCGGCUCCAGAGCGCCCCAACGUGGUGCUCUGGGCAGUUCCCUUGGGCCCCACGGCCACAUCCCCUCCCGCCACCCCUCACCCGACCCACUAUGAUGCCCUGAUCCUCGUCACCCCUGGGGCUCCCACCGAAGAGAACUGGGCCCAGGUCCGCUCGUUGGUGUCCCUAGAUGCUCCACUCGUCGGUGUGCGCACGGACGGCCAGGGCGAGGAUCCACCCGAGGCUCUGGAAGAAGAAAAACCUGAGAAGCCCGAGAAUGCAAGCGGCGGGAAGGCAGGGGAUGCAGGCAGAGAAGGAAAAGAAAACCCUGGCUCCGGGGACUCAGGGCCCAAGGCUGCUCGGAGCCCGGAAGAUGAGCCGUGGGAGGUGCUGGAGGAAGUGCCUCCGCCGGUGUUCCCUCUGCGCCUAGGUGGUCUGCCGGGGCUGGGAACCUGGCUGCAGCGUGCAUUGCCUGCGGCUCAGUCCGGGGCGCUUCUGCUGGCGCUGCCACCCUCAAGUCCCCAGGCGGCGCGGAGGAAGGCGGCGGCGCUGCGGGCAGGAGCGUGGAGGCCAGCCUUGCUGGCCAGCCUGGCGGCGGCGGCCGCUCCAGUACCAGGAUUGGGCUGGGCUUGCGACGUGGCGCUUCUCCGGGGACAGCUGGCUGAGUGGCGGCGCUCGCUGGGCCUCGAACCGGCGGCAGUGGCACGCCGUGAGCGCGCCCUGGGCUUGGCUCCUGGAGUGCUGGCCGGACGCACGCGCUUCCCGGGCCCAGUGACACGCGCUGAGGUGGAGGCCAGACUGGGGUCCUGGGCCGGCGAGGGCACAGCGGGAGGCGCGGCGCUGGGCGCACUCUCCUUCCUAUGGCCCGCAGGUGGCGCAGCAGCGACAGGUGGGCUGGGUUACCGUGCUGCUCACGGUGUACUGCUGCAGGCCCUGGAUGAGAUGCUGGCUGAUGCUGAGGCGGUGCUGGGACCCCCAGAGCCCAACCAGUGAGGAAUGUGGUAGGGGCUGGGGUGCCUGGUGACUUGGUUUCUGGCCCCACAGCCUCUGAGAUUGAGGGGUGGUACUCAGAUCCGGGGACUUGAAGGAGACUGACUUCUCGUUGAAAUCUGCGAUGUGCAGUCACCUGAUUUCCUGGGUUAUAAAUGGGAGUAGGGUCUGAGCGCCAUUAGUUUGCCUUUUCAGACGCUAAUGCAGUGAAGGGAGUUGGGGGCCUGGGCUCCUAGAAAUGGGAGCCUCUUGGCCUCCAGCUGGCACCUGGGCCUAGAUAUUUAAGCCUAGAUUACUGCCUGUGAGUGGACCUAUGGCUAUGGGCCUGGUACUAUAGGGAGUUAGAACCCUUGAAGGGCUGGGUCCCAAUAGGAAACAAGAUGUGUAAGUUGCCCCGGAAAGAACAGGUUUUUGGGACCUUCAUUUCAGGAGCCAUGAGAGUCUUAAAUGCUGGUGCUUAAGAAGUGGGACUCGGUUGUCAAUUCCUGUGUGGUAGGAAACCCUGUAGAGACGCCCUGGUCUCAUGGAGAAUGGAGGUUCGUCCGCCAUUUAAUCUCGGAGGCUUUGGUGUAGAGAACAUUGUCUCACAAAAUUGAAGGGAAGGAACCAGAGGUCUAGGCAUGGUGGUCUCCUGAUGGCCAGAUUCUGGGAAUGGGGUCUUUUCGUUAUGGAAGAGUAGAGAGCCACACUUGAGAAAUGCCUCCCCGUGCUUUACUGGGAAGGGGUGUGACUACCCCCACUUUAGAGGUGCUGGGUGAUCCAGGGUCUCUGGCAUGUGUGUUCCUGUUCCACUUUACUCUAUCCCUGGUUUCCUCUGUCAUAAGGAGUGCUUCGCUCUUGCUGUUUCGGAAAGGCGAGGAGGGGAUGUCCUGCUGCAGCAGUCUAGACUUCUCUGGGAAGGUGCCAGGAGUGAGGCAGGAACCACAGUGCUGCCAGCCUUGUGUAGGUGGGAAGUGCCACCGUAUGGUUCUUCAGUGUCAAAACAGAAAGGGAGGACUGGGUAGAUGGGACAGCCAGGCUCAGAGAUGCAGGCCAGAGGCUCAUCGACACAGCAAGGCACUGCGUGACCUGGCCCCUGCCUCUUCUCAUUCCCUGCCCAUCUCCAGCAAGCCUGGUUUGUCUUUCUGAUGGACUUGUGAUUUUCUGUGGAAUGCUCUGCCUCCCCAUCUUUUUUUGAGAUUGGGUCCUUAUCUAUCAGAUCUCCCUGAAAUGGCUCCUUUAGAAGCUUUCUGAUCACCCCAAGUAGCUUACACCGACCCUGGCCAUGUGAUCAUUCCUGUGUCAAUAAUGGCUUUAUUUAUUUGUUCAUUCUUUCAUUCACCUGGUUGUUGGCUCUUGCCCUGUGCCUGUCCUUUUCUUGGGUGUACCCUAGCUCCCAGAGCAGUGCCUGACACACGGUAGGUGCCUAGUGUUUUUAGUAUUUUAGUUUAUUGAUCAUUGGCAUGUGGCCUGGAAUUCAGGUGGUCAAUAUCUUGUUACAAAAAGGGAGACAAGCUAGGGAGAAGCAAGCAUCUAGUGGGAGAGUAAACAGGGAUAGGCACGGCUUGAUUAUUGUCAUCACUUGAAUGAGUGUCGUAUUAUCUGCCAAAUGAAAGCAUUAGAACCAUGAGAGCUUCUGAGGGCUCCGUAGUCGUGUGCCACCCCCCUCUAACCUUGAACUCUCACCACUGACACGAUUUGUCCCCACACAAGUCGAGGGGGCACCUGAUAUGGAGGCACAUGCAUGCAACCCCAGCACUUGGUGGAGAUAGGAGAACUAGAGGUUUAAUGCCAUCUUCAGCGACAAUGGAGAGCCGCAGGCCCAUCUGAGCUACGGGUCCCAUCUCACUACUAGUCUAGACUGACCUUGAACUCAGUGUGGUUUGGCCCCUGCACAGCCCUGAGCCCCAGCACCUGGCUCCAUUUUAAAGCUCUUAUUGAGAUACCUGGCAUUCUUCUCACUGAGAGCCUACGUUGUCCCUUACACCUGAGCACACCUCAGCUCACAUGACACACCUGAUUGGAAAUACUUGAAUUCAUAGGUGGAGAACCCAAUUCACAUACCCACGCUGCCUCAGUUAGGUUUCAUAGGUUCCCCCGAAGCUGGGGUUUGAAUCCAGUGCCUCACAUAUUCAAGGCAAACACUUUAUUCUGGAACUCAGUUCCUAGCCCUUCAUGGGGGGGUGGGGGCUCUGGACAGGGACUCUAACACUGCCACGCCCUCAGCUCCUCGCUAUGGACUCUAGGCAGGGGCUCUACCACUAAGCUGCACCCUCAGCUUGCUUUUUAUCUUUUGAUUUUGAGACAAGGUCUCACUCAGUUUCCUGGACUGACCUUGAAUUUGGGAAUUUCCUCUCUCAGCCUCCUGAGUAACUGAAAUCUCAGGCCUGCACCACCUCCUGGCUUCAUAGUUUUUCCAAACCUGUGAUGUGUCAAUGAAUCAAAUACAAAUAAAAUUUGAGAUUGCCUUUUCUCAGUGGCAUUAGUCACUUGUGAUUAGUGGCCACAGUGUGUGACAAUACAGAUAUGAAGUGGCUGUAGGAUUACAGGAGGUCUAUGCACAAAUCCAGGGGCAGAGAGGCCUACCUAGUUGGGAUGAGAGGAUAUCGGGCAAGUCACCAGCAAAUGGCAUCUAGCAAGCUGUGUUGGUUGCUUUCUUUUUGUGUGACAACAUACCCAAGGAAAGCAACUUAUGAGAGAAAUUACACUGUAUUUAGCUCAGAGUCUAUGGAUACAGGCCACUGUGCCGGGAGUCUGUCAGCAGGAGGGCGGAGCAGGUGGUCACAUUGCAGCCCCCUUUGGGAAGCAGAGAGAGAAAUUCUGGUAUUCAGUUUGAUUUCUCCUCUUACUUUACCCCAGGACCACAGUGUAUCGAAUGCUUCCUCAAACAGUAUGUGGUUUCACCUCAGCCUAGAUACUCCUCCAUAGCCGCAUCCGGACAGUGACUGUAGGUUAUAAGUCAACAGUGUUAGCUACCACUGCAGGUAGCUGAGAAUUUGCUGUGUAUACGCGUGUGUGCGUCCAAGCAUGCCCGCUGGCCUGUGGGCGCUCUUGAACACAUACCCAGCUCCCGUGUACUGCUGCUGCUCCUGAAAGACCUUGAACACAGAUGUUAGUCUCUAUUGCCUGGGCCUACUUCCCUGAGAACAGUAAGGCAGCCAACCUGGAACCUUCUGUGAUUCCGAUGAAGUACCCUGCUCUCGCCAGCACUCUGCUCCUUUGUUUUAUUUAUUUUUUUGGUAUUUUGACAUGGUGUAGGCUUGCCUUGAACUCAGCACGUGGCUGGCAAUGGCCUUAGAAUCCUGGUCCUCUGGGUGGUGGUGGCGCACGCCUUUAAUCCCAGCACUUGGGAGGCAGAGGCAGGCGGAUCUCUGUGAGUAUCCUGGUCCUCCAGCUCUGACCGUGCCUCACCUUGGUGCCUCCUGGCAUCCCUGCUCUGGGCUUUGCUGCUGCUCCUUCUCUCCUCCAGGCAGCGGGCGCAUGCUGGCCACAUCAGAAGAAAGCAGCAUGUGUAGCCCUUGCGUGUGCUGGUCAACGCUGUUGUGUUGUGGCCUGUGGGUGGUUUGUCGGUUUGUUGUUUUUGUUACUUGAGGGUCCAGGCUGUCUCAGACGCUUGAGCCCAAUUGUCAUCAUGUCCCUCUCCCAUCCUGGGUUGCAGGCAGGAAUGGCCGCCUUCUAAACUAGGUCUUCCCCCUCCGAGGUAGGAUGAUGUCUUACUCUAUAGCUGACUGGCUUCAAACUUGUGCAGCAGCCUCUGAAGUUCUGGGGUUACAGAGGUAAGCGACUACAUAUGGUGCCUAACUCUUUGGUUAGGAUUUUGGGCUUUUUUAGGGUAUAAGUAAAGCUGAGAGUGAGCUGCCUGUCUCAAAAGAAAAGACUCCUCUUCCUUGUGGACAAGCCAGUGGUGAUCCCAUGAGGCUCCUGGGGUCUGGAAGAUCCUGAACGCAGGGAUUCUGGGAAAUAUCAGCCCUCCAGGCUGGAAUUGCAAUGGUACAGUGAACCUUGGCUUUGGCCCUGUCAGAAGAGCAGGUUCCCAAAAUCGGUGAGCAGAUGAGAUGCCCUCCUCAGCUUAGGGGAGAGUGAGUCCUACACUUCUGGCUCAUGAAGGAACUGUUUAUUGGAAUGGGGGACAAAUCCAGCAGUCUGGUCAACCUGUGGUGUGUUUUGGAAAAACAAAUAAAAGAGUAGAAAUCC